CCCCCACUGGUCACCUGACUUGUUGUGUUGCUGCUGCAGAAACAUGGCGGCCCACCUGUCCUACGGUCGCGUCAAUUUAAACAUUUUGAGAGAAGCAGCACGGAAAGAGCUUCGAGAGUUUUUGGACAAAUGUGCAGGAAGCAAGGCCAUAGUUUGGGAUGAAUAUCUGACGGGACCUUUUGGAUUGAUAGCUCAGUACUCUCUGCUGAAGGAACAUGAAGUGGAGAAGAUGUUCACCCUCAAGAGUGGCCGGCUGCCCUCUGCUGACGUCAAAAACAUCAUCUUCUUCGUCCGUCCCCGACUGGAGCUCAUGGACAUCAUUGCUGAGAACGUAUUCAGCGAGGACAAGAUGCACUCGCCUCGAGACUUCCACAUCUUGUUCGUGCCGCGGCGCAGCAUGCUGUGUGAGCAGCGGCUGAAGGAGCAGGGCGUGCUGGCCUCUUUCAUCAACAUCGACGAGUACAUCCUGGACCUGAUUCCCUACGACGGAGACCUGCUCUCCAUGGAGUAUGAAAGCGCUUUCAGGGAGUGCUACUUAGAAAAUGACCAAACAAGCCUUUACCACACAGCCAAAGGCCUCAUGACCUUACAGGCGCUGUAUGGCACCAUUCCCCAGAUAUACGGAAAAGCCUCUGCUUGUCAGCACGUUGCCAACAUGAUGCUGAGGAUGAAGCGGGAGUUUGCCGGCAGUCAGAACCAGAUCCUGCCCGUGUUCGACACUCUGCUCCUCCUGGACCGUAACGUGGAUCUGCUCACCCCUCUGGCCACGCAGCUCACCUACGAGGGCCUCAUCGACGAGAUCUACGGAAUCACUAACGGUUAUGUCAAGCUGCCUCCUGAGAAGUUUGCACAGAAGAAGCAAGGCGAGGCGAGUAAAGAUUUGCCCACAGAGCCCAAGAAGAUGCAGCUCAACUCCGCGGAGGAGCUGUACGCAGAAAUACGAGACAAGAACUUCAACGCUGUCGGAGCGGCUCUCAGCAAGAAGGCCAAAAUCAUUUCAGCAGCCUUUGAGGAGCGCCAUAACGCUAAGACAGUGGGAGAAAUCAAGCAGUUUGUGUCCCAGCUGCCCCACAUGCAGGCGGCUCGCAGCUCGCUGGCCAAUCACACGUCUAUCGCCGAGCUCAUCAAGGACAUCACCACGUCUGAGGCCUUCUUCGAUAAUCUGACGGUGGAGCAGGAGUUUAUGACCGGAGUGGACACAGACAAGGUACACACACACAUAACCCCCUGUAUUGACUCUGAGGACCCCCUGUUGAAGAUCCCUGGUUUAGACUCAAUCAGAUGUCCAUCCAAUGAGGGGAGAAAGGAAAAGAUCCUCCAGGUAAAGUCACACUACUAUAAGAGAGAGAUCCUCCAGACGUACGGGUACGAACACAUCCUGACGCUCAACAACCUGGAGAAGGCCGGGCUCCUGAAGCUGCAGAGCAGCACCAGGAACAACUACCCCACCAUCAGGAAAACUCUCAAACUGUGGAUGGAGGACGCCAACGAACAGAACCCCAACGACAUCUCGUACGUGUACAGCGGCUACGCCCCGCUGAGCGUGCGGCUGGCGCAGGUCUUGGCCCGGCCCGGCUGGCGGAGCAUCGAGGAGGUUCUGAAGAUGCUCCCGGGACCGCACUUCGAGGAGAGGCAGCAGCUGCCCGCCGGGCUGCACAAGAAACGUCAGCAGGGGGAGAACCGGACGACGCUGGUGUUCUUCCUCGGCGGAGUGUCCUACGCAGAAAUAGCCGCUCUGCGUUUCCUCUCUCAGAUGGAAGACAGCGGGAUGGAGUAUAUCAUAGCGACCACCAAACUGCUGAACGGUACCACCUGGAUCAAAUCCCUCAUGGACCGGCCCGAGUCCCAGGGCUCCUGAGUCACCUGCUCGCACACCUGCACACAUCAGAGACUCGAUGCAGCCGCCAGAAGGCCCUCAGCUGCUGUCUGUCUGACCCUGGUGGUGUGUGUGUGUGUGUGUCUGUCUGUCUGUGUGUGUGUGUGUGUGUGUGUGUGUGUGUGUGUGUGUGUGUGUGUGUGUGUGUGUGUGUGUGUGUGUCUGUGUGUCUGUGUGUCUGUGUCUCUGACCCUGGUGGUGAACUGCAGCUGGGAUUGAUGUCGGGGCAUCAGCCAGCUCUGUGUGUGUGUGUGUGUGUGUGUGUGUGUGUGUGUGUGUGUGUGUGUGUGUGUGUGUGUGUGUGUGUGUGUGUGUGUGUGUGUGUGUGUGUGUGUGUGUGUGUGUGUGUGUGUGUGUGUGUGUGUGUGUGUGUGUGUGUCUGUGUGUGUGUGUGUGUCUGUGUGUCUGUGUCUCUGACCCUGGUGGUGAACUGCAGCUGGGAUUGAUGUCGGGGCAUCAGCCAGCUCUGUGUGUGUGUGUGUGUGUUUCUGUCUGUCUGUCUUUGUUUGUCUGUGUGUGUGUGUGUGUGUGUGUGUGUGUGUG
Molecule: messenger RNA, 2419 nt
Organism: Perca fluviatilis (European perch)
Lineage: Eukaryota; Metazoa; Chordata; Actinopteri; Perciformes; Percidae
Gene: vps33a
Product: VPS33A core subunit of CORVET and HOPS complexes
Exons: 15
Coding region: 44-1858 (604 amino acids)
Biological process (GO): vesicle-mediated transport; intracellular protein transport
Cellular component (GO): lysosome; CORVET complex
Source: RefSeq, a predicted model, not a curated record